This is a messenger RNA of Trichomonas vaginalis G3, 162 nucleotides long. RefSeq lists its product as uncharacterized. The transcript has a single exon. NCBI's taxonomy places the organism in Eukaryota, Parabasalia, Trichomonadida, Trichomonadidae. Bases 1 to 162 code for a protein of 53 amino acids. The record is from RefSeq and is a predicted model, not a curated record.
AUGGACAUAGACACAGGCAUGCACCACAACAACAACCAAAACCAACACAACAACCAACACAACAACCAGCACAGCAACCACCUCCACAACCAGCACAACAACCAGCACAAACAGAGCAAGGACAUAAAAGAAGUAGAGAACAAGGAAACCAAGAAUUCUUAA